Coccomyxa subellipsoidea C-169 is the source of this 2464-nucleotide messenger RNA. RefSeq lists its product as hypothetical. The transcript is spliced from 12 exons. The record is from RefSeq and is a predicted model, not a curated record. The coding region runs from base 121 to 1953 and encodes 610 amino acids. Gene Ontology annotation, cellular component: Ndc80 complex. NCBI's taxonomy places the organism in Eukaryota, Viridiplantae, Chlorophyta, Trebouxiophyceae, Coccomyxaceae. Gene Ontology annotation, biological process: attachment of mitotic spindle microtubules to kinetochore.
CAAGAAGCAGAAAGCCGGAGGUUGUGCCCAUCGCUUAUGAUGUCGGAUUCUAAACAGCAGCAUCCAGCACAGCUGCCUUGACUACACCCAGCCCAGGUAUUGUUCAUUGAACAUAACAAGAUGAGCAACAACAACAGACGACAGACGCUUGGAGGGCUCAGCCCGGCCAUGCUGAACAGCCGGCAGUCUAUGGGACCCGCUAGGAUUGCUAUGGAAGGGAAGACUGCCGGGAAGGGGCCCGGACUGAGCGGCAGACCGUCCAUGUUCCCAGGAAAUGUCAGGUUGGCAGGACCAGCCACAGCAGUCCCACGCAGGUCAAGUGCACAUGCAAAAGCUGGGGGCCCCAAGCACGACCCCAGAAGGAUUGGGGACAAGGCUUACCAGGCAAACUGCAUCAGGACGCUGAUAGCGUACCUGUCAACUCAUGGUUACGACCAGCCCCUGACCCCCAAAAUGCUGGCCAACCCCAUGGGCAAGGAUGUCAUCAACAUCAUGCAUUUCCUGAUGCGCCAGGUGGACCCACACUGCAAGAACCAGGGGAAGAUCGAGGACGAGGUUCCGGCGCUGUUCAAGCGGCUGAAAUACCCCUACACCAUCAGCAAGAGCGCCCUCUUUGCCGUGGGGAGCCCCCACACCUGGCCAGGCCUCCUGGCUGCCCUCGUGUGGCUCACAGAGCUGCUGUACUACGAGGAGAAGGCGGAGCAAGUGAGGGAGCAGACCUUUGACGACAAGGCGCGCUCGGAGAGCAAUUUCUUCAACUACGUCUCAACGGCGUACCGCCACUUCCUGUCUGGGAAUGAUGAGGAGUGCGCCGCGGUGGACGAUGCACAGACGCGCGUGUUUCAUGACCGUGCCGAGGCCACGCGCACGCGCAACGCAGAGCUGCAGCAGGAGAAUGAGCGGCUGGCAGCUGAGGUGGAGGCCAUGCGUUCGAGCCCCUCCCCGCUGGAGGAGGCGCGCGCGAAGCACCAGGAGCACCUCUCCGACCGUGACAAGUUCCGCAAACUGCUGGACAACCUGCAGAGCCACAAGGAGGGUCUGCAGAGGAAGGUGGCCGAGCGCACGGCCGACCUGCGCAGCAAGCAGCAGCAGUUGGCAGCCAUCGAGCAGAUGCGCGCCAGGAUUGCUGCCCAGACAGUGAGCAGGGACGACGUCAUCCGCAUGAACCAUGAACGGGUGAAGCAGGAGCAGCGGCUGGGUGCGGUGGCGUCGCAGCGGGAGGCGUUGGAUGCGCGCGUGGCGGACCAGGAGCGCGCAUGCGAACACCGCCUCGACGAUCUCGAUGCAGCCCUCCAGAUGUACCACAGCGCGGCAGACCGGCUGCAGCUGAUCCCGGCCAGCGCCAAACGCGCGGCUGGCAUCCAGUACGAGAUCUCCCUCGACCGCUCCGGCACCACCGCCCACGAACUCAUCAACAUUGACCUCAAGGGGGUGGUCAAGGCGGGGCUGGUGCGGGUGCGGGAGGGCAGCGGCAGCCGCGCGCGUGAAUUGGCAGAGGAGGCGCUGGCGCUGCAGGAAGGCCUUGACGGAGCCCAGCACAGCGCCUCCGAACGCGCCGAAGAAAACGCCGCCCUCGCCACCCAGGCGCGCACACCAUGCCUCUCUAUGACUGUGGCGCAGCUGGAGCGGCAGCUGGCGGCGUCCAAGGAGGCGAUGGAGGGGGACAUCCGCGCACGGGCGGCCGAGGCGGACGCUCUGAAGGGCGUCGUGGACGAGCUGCGCAACGCCACCUGCCACACCAUCGCAGGCUCCGAGGCCGCCAUCCUCGCCCUCCAGGGUCAUGCGGAGGAGGCGGUGCGUGCGAACGAGGCGGAGGCGGAGCAGCUGAAUGGAGACCUGGCAGAGGCGCUGCAGGCGCUGCUGGACCACAAGCUGCACCUGCAGCGCACGCUCGACCACACCCACUCCCACCUGCACUCCACCCUCGACAACAUCGCCGCCACCCCUGUCUAGAGCCACCAACGCUCCUUGUUUUGUUUGACUUCGUCAGAGCCGCACCUGUGUAGAGCCACCAACGCUCCAUGAAAUGUUGACUCCAUCGGUGCCAUUUUCCUGUGUAGAUUCAUCAACGCUUCUGGAAUGAUUGACAUCUCGGUGCCACUGCUGUGUACAGCCGCUGGCUGUCCUUGAGUUGUCGCCACUAUCGCAGUAUCUUCCCUGUGGAGCCUUCAACCAUGGGGCUCUUUGGAUAGAGACUUCUGACUAUGGGGUCCUGACAGCAUUGUGACAGUUGUUAACCAAAGGGAGUCUGCAGCUGGAAGCUCUGCAGCUCGUUUACAGGUUUUGACUAGAUGGAAUUGUUGUGGAUGGACCGAUUGAGUUGGUGCCAGACAAUGUCAGUUGAACCUGUGACACUUACAAUUACAGCGCAGUGCUACAUGUACAGGAGAAUCAUGGUUUCAUUUGUAGUUUGGGCAUUUUCAGAUUGACUGUCGUUUCUCAACUGUAAUUCAGGAGUGCAUUG